AGAGGUCUUCACUCCCCCAAGCCCAAACCUGGAGCCCUGCAGCGCCAUCAGCGGCAGUAUCUUCCUAUUUGAGGGACGUCUCUUAUUAAUCAGAAACGCUGAAUGGAAACCAAUCAGAUAGAGAGUUCCUUUGGCUUCAGCUUCCUGCCUGUCUGAGUUAAAAGUGAUGCUCGAAGAGAAAGCCACACUGAGAUGCAUGAAGAUUCAGCUGUGAAGAUACUAUAAAAAGAGAGGAGAAGGACCGAGACAGAAGGAACAACGGAAUUGUCAGUGCUGAGUAGUGCUAAACUCCGUUCCAUUGUUAAGCAAGGAAAAACAAAUAAUACAUUGAAUUUGACACACCGAAGUCACAGAUAAUGAGGACUUACCAUUGUAUACCAUUAUUCAUCUGGACCUAUAUGUGCCAUACAGUUGACACCAUCCUAUUACAAGAAAAAGCUAACGGUUAUUUAUCAAGCAAAAAGAUAGCAGGUCUGACAAAAGAUGAUGGUAAAAUGCUGCGUCGCACCAAGCGUGGCUGGAUGUGGAAUCAGUUCUUCUUAUUGGAAGAGUACACAGGUACUGAUACACAAUAUGUAGGCAAGCUUCACACUGACCAAGAUAAAGGAGAUGGAAAUUUAAAAUACAUACUAACAGGAGAUGGGGCUGGCAGUCUAUUUGUUAUAGAUGAAAAUACAGGAGACAUUCAUGCUGCAAAGAAACUAGACAGAGAAGAAAAAUCUCUGUACAUUCUUCGUGCCAAGGCUAUAGACAGAAAAACUGGGCGGCAGGUGGAACCGGAAUCGGAAUUUAUCAUUAAAAUUCAUGAUAUCAAUGACAAUGAGCCAAAAUUUACAAAAGACUUAUACACUGCCAGUGUUCCUGAAAUGUCUGGAGUCGGUACAUCUGUUAUACAAGUGACAGCAACUGAUGCAGAUGACGCCAACUAUGGAAAUAGUGCCAAAGUUGUCUAUAGCAUAUUGCAAGGACAGCCAUAUUUUUCAGUGGACCCAGAAUCAGGUAUAAUAAAAACUGCAUUACCAGACAUGAGCAGAGAAAAUAGAGAGCAGUACCAGGUUGUUAUACAGGCCAAAGACAUGGGCGGCCAGAUGGGAGGCCUUUCUGGAACGACCACAGUCAACAUCACGCUGACAGAUGUCAAUAACAAUCCUCCUCGAUUUCCACAGAGUACGUAUCAAUUUAAUUCUCCUGAGUCUGUACCUCUUGGAACUCAUCUUGGAAGGAUAAAAGCCAAUGACCCUGACGUGGGGCCAAAUGCAGAGAUGGAAUAUAGCAUUGCUGAAGGAGAUGGUGCAGACAUGUUCGAUGUCAUCACUGACAAGGAUACACAGGAAGGGAUUAUAACUGUCAAACAGAAUUUAGAUUUUGAAAAUAAAAUGCUCUACACUUUAAGAGUGGAUGCCAGCAACACUCACCCUGAUCCACGAUUCUUACACCUGGGACCUUUCAAAGACACGGCUGUGGUCAAAAUAUCUGUGGAAGAUAUAGAUGAACCUCCUGUGUUCAGCAAAGUCUCUUACUUGAUAGAAGUAGAUGAAGAUGUAAAGGAGGGCAGCAUCAUUGGACAGGUUACAGCGUACGACCCAGAUGCCAGGAACAAUUUAAUAAAAUACUCUGUUGAUCGGCAUACUGAUAUGGACCGUAUUUUCGGCAUCCACUCAGAAAAUGGCUCUAUUUUCACUUUGAAAGCCCUUGACCGGGAAUCAUCUCCUUGGCAUAACAUCACUGUUACAGCCACAGAAAUAAAUAACCCAAAACAAAGUAGCCGCAUUCCAGUCUUCAUCAGAAUUCUAGAUAUAAAUGACCAUGCUCCGGAAUUUGCCAUGUAUUAUGAAACAUUUGUUUGUGAAAAUGCAAAACCUGGGCAGUUGAUUCAGACUAUCAGUGUCAUGGAUAAAGAUGACCCUCCCCGAGGUCACAAAUUCUUUUUUGAACCAGUGCCAGAAUUUACUCUCAAUCCGAAUUUCACUAUCGUAGAUAAUAAAGAUAAUACGGCAGGGAUCAUGACUCGAAAAGAUGGCUACAGUCGCAACAAAAUGAGCACCUACCUAUUGCCCAUUUUAAUCUUUGACAACGAUUAUCCGAUUCAAAGCAGCACUGGCACACUCACAAUUCGUGUGUGUGCCUGCGAUAGUCAAGGAAACAUGCAAUCCUGCACUGCAGAAGCCUUGAUUCUUUCAGCCGGCCUGAGCACGGGAGCUCUCGUCGCGAUUCUGCUCUGUGUCCUCAUACUGCUUAUUUUAGUCGUGCUGUUUGCUGCAUUGAAGAGGCAAAGAAAAAAGGAACCUCUGAUAAUUUCAAAAGACGACGUCCGGGACAACGUUGUGACCUACAAUGAUGAAGGCGGUGGGGAGGAAGAUACCCAAGCUUUUGACAUUGGCACAUUAAGGAAUCCAGAGGCGAGAGAAGACAGUAAACUUAGACGGGAUGUAAUGCCUGAAACGAUUUUUCAGAUCAGGAGGACUGUGCCUCUGUGGGAAAAUAUUGAUGUACAAGAUUUUAUCCAUCGAAGAUUAAAAGAAAAUGAUGCAGACCCAAGUGCACCUCCAUACGAUUCACUGGCAACAUAUGCCUAUGAAGGGAAUGAUUCCAUAGCAGAUUCACUCAGUUCUUUAGAAUCUCUUACAGUUGAUUGUAACCAAGAUUAUGAUUACCUCAGUGACUGGGGGCCUCGUUUUAAAAAACUUGCUGAUAUGUACGGGGGUGAUGAUAGUGAUCGAGACUAAGAGGAUUGUUUGAUUUGGUCAUUUUAGUGGGAGUACUAUGUUAUUAGAUUGAGUGGCCUGAAUUAUCACCCUGGAAGGAAAUUUUUCAAAAAAUUGAAAUUACAAACAAUACAUAGGUGUUGUCUUAGUGGGGACUUGCUUAAUCAGUAAGUAUUCGUGAAUGAAUAUGAAUGACAUAGAUUUUUUAAAAAGUAAUAAUCAGUUCACCCUCUUUGCCUAACAAUCUCGGAAGGAAAGUAUAUCACAUCAAUAAUCAAUAAAAAUACUUAAAAGGC
Messenger RNA from Cebus imitator (Panamanian white-faced capuchin), 3001 nucleotides. It is a transcript of the gene CDH9, whose product is annotated as cadherin 9. The coding region runs from base 357 to 2726 and encodes 789 amino acids. The transcript is spliced from 12 exons. Lineage: Eukaryota; Metazoa; Chordata; Mammalia; Primates; Cebidae. Gene Ontology annotation, cellular component: adherens junction; catenin complex; plasma membrane. The record is from RefSeq and is a predicted model, not a curated record. Gene Ontology annotation, biological process: calcium-dependent cell-cell adhesion; cell morphogenesis; multicellular organism development. Gene Ontology annotation, molecular function: calcium ion binding; cadherin binding.